Pyricularia grisea is the source of this 642-nucleotide messenger RNA. RefSeq lists its product as uncharacterized. Gene Ontology annotation, cellular component: multivesicular body. The record is from RefSeq and is a predicted model, not a curated record. The coding region runs from base 1 to 642 and encodes 213 amino acids. Gene Ontology annotation, biological process: late endosome to vacuole transport via multivesicular body sorting pathway; vesicle budding from membrane. The transcript has a single exon. NCBI's taxonomy places the organism in Eukaryota, Fungi, Ascomycota, Sordariomycetes, Magnaporthales, Pyriculariaceae.
AUGCGCCGCGUUUUCGGCUCCGCCCCGACCGCCCCAAAAGCUACCCUCGACGACUCGGUCACGGCGCUCGAAUCCCGCCGCUCCAAGAUCGAGGUUUCCAUCAAGGCCAAGGAGAAUGAGAUUGCCGAACUGAACCGCCGGCGGGCGGCGACGCGGUCGGCCGCGGCACAAAACGCCCUCAAGACCAAGGCCCUGCGGAUACUGAGGCGCAUGAAGGAGGACGAGGCCCAGAUGAACAAUGUGCAGUCGCAGAUCGACAACCUGCAGAAGAUGCAGGACAUGCAGGGCACGCUCAAGAACAGCGCCGUCAUGGUCGACACCAUGCGCCAGACGCAAAAGGAGCUCAAGAAGCAAUACGGAAAGUUCGACAUCGACAAGAUCGAAAAGAUGCAGGAUGAGAUGGCCGACCUGCUCGACAUGAGCAACGAGAUCCAGGAGAGUUUGAGCAGAGGCUACGAUGUUGGGGAGGACAUUGACGAGGCCGAUCUCGAAGCCGAGCUGGACGCCAUCGGGGAAGAGGUCGAGUUUGAAAGGGAAAUGGGCAUCGGUGGCGCCGUACCCUCGUUUCUGGAAGACGAAGUGCCUGACUUUAUUGACGAGCCACCUGUGGUUGAGAAGAAGGUCCAGGAAGCUGCGAGGUAG